AUGAGGAGUCCUUUUGGGCUCAAAGAGAAAAGGAAAAUUUUACAAAGAGCCACAAAAUCAUGUCAGAGCCUCUUGGAUCUGCGUGGUCUGCACAUUGCCAGCAUACCUAAAGAAAUCUUUGCAAAGCCUUUGGUGGAAAACUUGACAGUUUUGGAACUAAGUUUUAAUGGCCUCCAGUCACUUCCCAGUUGUAUUUGCCAACUGGUUAGUUUGGAGGAACUUUACCUUGGACAUAAUUACUUAAAAAUUUUGCCCAAAGAAAUUGGAGAUCUUCCAGCCUUGACAAGACUUGAUCUGGUACAUAAUGGUCUUCAAGAAGUCCCAUUUUGCAUUUCAAGAUUGAGAACUCUAGAGUGGGUUAAUCUGGCUGGGAACCUGGUGGAAGUUUUACCACCUUGGUUGCUUCUUCUACCAAACCUUCAACAUUUGUACCUUGUACGUAACCUCAUUGAAAACAUCCCCAGGGAUUGUUAUCUUCAAGGAAUAGAUUGCAUACGCAGGUACUUUAGAUUGCCUUGCACUAGAGAUGCUAGUGACAGAAACUGCCACACAAAUUUGAGGCUAUUGUCUCCUCAAAGAAAAUGCUUUGCAAGACCAAAGCUGCGCUCAAAUACUUUGGACAGACCCCUGUUGUUGUCUGAAAGUGAACCAGAUGUAGGAUUUAAAAAGUUAGUCUGUGAGCAGACCUCCCCAAGUUCAAGAUGUUCACCAAUUGAAGAUGAUUCCAUGAUUUCUGCAUCCUUGCCUGAGGAAACUUUACCAGAUAAAUAUGCUGAGCAACAUCAGGACAUUGUAACCAGUUUGGAAAAGUCUCAUCAAAAUGAACUUUGCCUUAUUAAACAACAGACAAGCAAGCUUCUUCACAAGCAGGAGCUUAGAAAAAAAAACAUUGACUCCUUGCGUAAGAUGAAAGAACAGUGUAAACUGGCACCAUUUCCUUAUACAAGAAGGAGGUUAGAUUUUAGCCUGGAUCUUGAGAGUCUGAACAGAAGAAGACCAAGAUGCUUGACUACAAGUGAAUAUGGAACUUGUUCCUCCAUCACAGAGAGCAUUGGAGUAAGGGAGCAUUCGUCCCUAAACAGAAAAGAUUCUCUUUUGAGUUUUCAAUCAUCUACUUCACUAGAUGAUGCUUUCAACAACAAUUUACCAGCAAAUCUGAGGCAGAGAAAGCUCUCAAGUGACAGUGGCAGCUCAUGUUUGAGUGAAGUUUCUGAAAAUGACUGUUACAUCAAUGACUCUGACUUAGAGUCAGUUAUUGACCGACGUAGACACAUAAGUCUGGGAGACAUUUGUGUUAUUAUCCCAGAGGAAAAUAUCACUGGCCAUCUGCAGUCAGAAUUUCAUCUUGAGGUGUUAGAAGAUAUGUCAUUUGCUCCUACACUCAAGAGUCGGGAGGUGCUUGCUAGUGAAGUUAUUGAGAUGACACCACAUGGAGCCGAGUUUUUCAAAGAUGAUCCAGCCAUCAUCAGUUUUCCUUUUGAUGUUAAAGUUGGAAGGUACGAUGUUGUCACUUGUCUUUGCAGCAACACUGGUUUUGGGCAGAGAACAAGUUGGGAAAAAAUGAAUCCAAGUGACUACAAGGUCUUCACUUCUCAUGUAGAAAUCAGAGCCUACCAUUUCAGUCUUUUUGCGAUUGUGGUAACAAAAGGCUACCCUGAAGCUCGCAAGACCAUAAAAGCUGGUAUAGGUGGUUGUCUCCACAUCCCCGAAGUCCCUGGAAUGGAAAUUCUCUUCCCAGACACAUCAUUACUUCAUGAUAUCGAAGCAUCUGUGAAGGUUCUUUAUGCAGAUCACCCUUAUGAUGUUGAUCAUUCUGACCCAGAGGCAUUAGCACUUGCUACACCAGUUGUCCAACUUGGUCCUCAUGGCUGUGUGUUUAAUCUACAUUCUGCUGACUCUGUGACUGUGCGCCUUCCACUUCCAGAUGGCAAAGAGAUUUUAGAGAGGUAUGGAGACAGGCAGCUCACAUUUUGGUGUAGUUCUACAACAGAUGGAGAAGAUCUCCAGUGGCAGCAGUUCUAUCCUAGGUUUUUCCACAUUGAUAACGAUGACAAUGCUCUAUGCUCUGUGUACUUCUCCGUGGAGCAUUUCUCUUUCGUUAGAGUUCUCUGGAACAUUAUUGAUACCAUCUUGUGGGAAGCUAAGCUGGGUGCUUCUAGUAUCAUUCCUCUGUUCCAAUUCAGUGUUUCCUUUCAAGCUUUGAUGUCAGAAGUGAGUGAGAAUGGGCUGAGGUUUGGCCUUUGUAUAGCAUGCUACAGAUUUGGUAAACCUUUGGAGGACAUUGGCAAUUUUCCUACUGUUGUUGGUAAAUGUAUUGCACCGAGACUGCUACACACAGGAAGGCUGCAAAUCAGGUAAGCUUAACCAGAUUGUAUGUAUUAAAAUGUAUGCCUUAUAAAUGUGCACCAGCACAUGCAGGAUUUUCCAAUACUGGGGUCCAACUUUUGAAACAUCAGUGACUUACAACAAAAACAAAUGUGACUUCAUUUUACCCCAAAUUUAGAGUAGCUAAGUAGCUCAUAUCUUUAGGAGUAUUUGAAUAAAUGGGAAAGAUACAUUGUAAAUUAACAUAAACAUAGUAUGGUAAAAACCCAAAUCAGCAGGUCUUUUUAUUAUCAACUGAAGGUUGAAGGUUUUUUUACUCUUUAUCAAGGAAGUGUGGCAUGGGCCUAAGAACCCUCUCCUCCACCCUCCCCCUCCCUCUUUAUCUGUACAAUUUGUGCAGAAAACAGUGUGUAGAUUAAGAAAAAAAUCAUCUGAUGAGAGCAGACACCUUUCUCAAGCCUUUUUUUUUAUUUUGUACAUAGUAAAAUGAAUCAGCUCUAAAAUUAGUUGAAGAGGAGUAAUGUGUUUUUCCUCCUUUACCUUUACAAUUAUUUUUUCUCAGUGCCUCUGAACCAUUUCAUAACUUUAUACAAUGUCAAAUUUCACCUCUCUCCCCAGCUUAAACCUUAAUUGACUUGAUAUGACAAUUCACAUUGUUCAUACUAAACACUUUCUUCAAACCAUAUCUGUUACAAGGUUGGAAUCAGAUCAUUUUGACACAGACACCUCAAUUGGUGUUAAAGAUCUUGUAGCUGUGGAGAACUUCACUGGCCGUCCAUUUGUGAUUCAGUUUGGAUGUCGAUUUAAGGGAGAGCCACCAUAUGGAAACUUUGGUAAUGUUUUUGUGGAUGAACUAUCAAAGAGUGGUGAAAACAAGCCAGUUUUCUCUUUCCUCUUAAAUAGGGUAAGCUCUCAUGUAAUGCUUAACUACACAGAACAACUACAACUUAGAGCAAACCUCCCAUGAGAUUUUCUGUAGCUUAACCUGUGAAACCCUAACAUCAGUAUCCAGAUUCUCCAUACUCUUUUCUUAUCAGUUCCUUUGGUACUGACAAGGAGAAUUUGUGUAAUCACACAAGUGCUUAGGUUGAUGAUCAUUUCCCUUAUUCUCAUGAUCUUAAUGAAUGAUUCAGCAAUAUUAAUGUAAAGAGAAAUUAGAAGCUGGUCAUUCUUAGGGUUAAUGGCAAGAGAGCAUCAGACUGCAAAAUUUAAAGGUUUUGGGUUGAAUCCCUUAAGGUACUAAAGGUUUUUCUCCUUUGUCCUACACUCACAAGAAGAAAUCAAUAAUAACUUCCUCUAAUUGACUACUUAACUUAUAAUUAACAUCUUUCUUACACAAUAAACCAACAAGAGUGACAUUUCUGCUGGUGACUACACUUACUACAUAAAUUAUGUAUUCAAUUACUUUGCCUCACAAUAACUAUCUUGAAUUUAAACUCUUUGUUGCAGCCUCAUGAUGCUGAUGAUGCUGAUAGCUGUCUUGAUUGGGAAGUUCAAUUAACUAAGGAACUGACAAACGUGCUGAGCAUCAAUGCUGAAACAGACAUGGGUGAUGAGGUGUGGCAUGAAGUUGCUAAACAACUGGGUUAUACUCCACGAGAGAUAAGCAAUUUCAGCACAAAUGACAACCCAAUGGCAGCAGUUAUCGCAGACUAUAAAAGACGUGGUGGAAUACCUCAUCAGUUCAUUACUGCUCUUUACAAAACAGGUUCCCCAGGGAAUGUAGUGAAACAGAAAAUAAACAACAGGAUUGGAUCCACAAGAAUGGUGGAAGGAGACACACCAGGUGAAAGUUUGUUUUUGUGUGAUCCAGAGAGCCAUGAAAUCUCAAGGCUAAAUAAAUUAAACAUCUAUGUAAACAAGAUUUAAUCCUCUCCCCCCCCUCCCUUAUCAUAGUAGAAAGUUUUUAUUCCUCUCUCUCCAAGAAUUUCUGGUCACUUAACCCUUAAACUCCCAUGAUCUGAUUGUUAACUCUCCCCUCUAACUGCUACAAAUUUCCUUGUAAAGUAGCUGGGAGAAUUUGGUGUUAGAUCAAGAUAACAACUUUUACCUUAAAAGUUUGCGUAUUCUCUUUACCUUUUUGCUGCAUAAUGUGUGGAUAUUAUAGGGAGAAGUAACAUGUUAAUCACUUCUGGGAGCUAAAGAGUUAAAGUGUGGGAAGAGUGUUUCUAGGUUGCAAGAUGUAAAAUGUUAGUAUUAAUGUGUCAUCAAAGAGAAAAUUCACUUGUCUUCAUCCUAGGAGUAUUCCUGAGAAUUGACCUCCAUCACAUCUGAAAAAAGACAAUAUACUUUAAACAAAGUCCUUGUUCUUUUAGAUGCACAGACAUAUCCACACUUUUCUCAUUCUUGACUGACUGCCCAAUAUUUUGAUUCUGACAGAAAUGGAACUAAAAAUGUGCCCUUGUGUAAAAAAGAAUGCUCGCAAACGAAGACUUCCAGAGGCUAUAAAUUGGGAAGAGAAAUUCCAUGACCUUUCCCAAAAAAUUGGAAAUGGAGAGUGGAAACAGCUUGGCCGAGUGUUGGGGGUUAGUGAUAGCAAAAUAAAAGAGAUCGAACAUGACUGCAGCAUCAAUAAAGAUAGCUUGUAUGAAAAGCCAUAUCAAGUGCUUUUAGCAUGGCGAGAUCGCUACCCAGAUCAUUGCAAUCUGACUACCCUUUCUAGGGCAUUAUGCAAAGUGGGGCUCGGGUAUGUUGCAAGACAAUACUGUCUUGCUUUAGAGAUGGGUUGA
Molecule: messenger RNA, 5054 nt
Organism: Pocillopora meandrina
Lineage: Eukaryota; Metazoa; Cnidaria; Anthozoa; Scleractinia; Pocilloporidae
Source: the annotation of a GenBank genome assembly